AACUUCUCUAAAAACUUUCAGACUCAAUUGUAUCCCAUUCAUCUACCAAUCCAUUCAUCCACCCCGUUCAUCAUCCAAUCUCUCACCCAAGAUGUCUAUCCCAGCUUUCAGUGAUGUGGCCAAGGCCUCCAACGACCUUCUGUCGAAGGACUUCUACCACACCUCCUCCGCCGCCUUCGAGGUCAAGAACACCACCCCAAACAACGUCGCCUUCAAGGUCACCGGAAAGUCCACCCACGAGGGAGCUACAAGCGGUCUGGUUGAGGCCAAGUACUCAGACAAGCCAUCUGGUAAAUAUUUCCGACAGUUUAACAAAUUGUGUUUUUGCGUCCAUUCGAAACUUCUUCGGGCCAACGUUCACGAUUUUAUGAUCCAUAUUCUCCAAGAUCGUGCACAGCUAACCUUGUUCUAUCGCCGCGCAGGUGUGACCGUCACACAGAGCUGGAACACACUGAACGCUCUUGACACCAAGAUCGAGAUCAAUGACACCAUUGCCAAGGGCCUGAAGGCCGAGCUCUUGGGAUCCUUCCUUCCUGCCACCCAAGCCAAGGGCGCCAAGCUCAACUUGCACUUCAAGCAACCCAACUUCCACGGCCGUGCCUUCUUCGACCUCCUCAAGGGCCCCACCGCUAACGUCGAUGCUGUUAUUGGACAAGAUGGCUUCUUGGCCGGUGCUUCCGCUGGUUACGAUGUCCAGAAGGCGGCCAUCACCAACUACUCCGCCGCUAUUGGAUACGCCGCUCCAGUGUACACUGCUUCCAUCACGGCAACCAACAACAUGAGCGUUUUCUCCGCUGCCUACUACCACAAGGUCAACUCCCAAGUUGAGGCUGGUGCUAAGGCUACCUGGGACUCCAAGAGCAGCAACCAAGUCGGUCUCGAGGUUGCCAGCAAGUACAGAUUGGACCCUGUCUCAUUCGCCAAGGUCAAGAUCAACGACCGUGGUAUCGCUUCCGUUGCCUACAACGUCCUCCUCCGCCCCGGUGUCACCCUUGGUCUCGGUGCCUCAUUCGACACCCAAAAGCUCGACCAAGCCACCCACAAGAUCGGCACCAGCUUCGUCUUCGACGCAUAGAGGAUCAAACCUCUAUUCAUGUGGGGGGAGUAUGAUAGAGAUGACGUCUUUCACAGCGGAUAUUU
Molecule: messenger RNA, 1140 nt
Organism: Amorphotheca resinae ATCC 22711
Lineage: Eukaryota; Fungi; Ascomycota; Leotiomycetes; Helotiales; Amorphothecaceae
Exons: 4
Coding region: 92-1075 (327 amino acids)
Biological process (GO): monoatomic anion transmembrane transport
Cellular component (GO): mitochondrial outer membrane
Molecular function (GO): voltage-gated monoatomic anion channel activity
Source: RefSeq, a predicted model, not a curated record